Messenger RNA from Diversispora eburnea, 187 nucleotides. The record is from the annotation of a GenBank genome assembly. Lineage: Eukaryota; Fungi; Glomeromycota; Glomeromycetes; Diversisporales; Diversisporaceae.
AUGUUGGUUUUUGUAAUUUUGACCACAUUGUCUACUCAUUCGGCUCCCGUUCUCCAAGAAAACGACGCCAUCGAAGCCAAAUUCCAUCAACCUGAAGUUACCAGAUUUGCCUUGACCUCUAAUAGAGUUCUCGAAACCCGGUGCGAAUUUUGUGGAGGAUUUACUUACGACCAAUGUUCACGUCUCU